This is a messenger RNA of Spodoptera litura, 4853 nucleotides long. Its product is annotated as multidrug resistance protein homolog 49. Lineage: Eukaryota; Metazoa; Arthropoda; Insecta; Lepidoptera; Noctuidae. Gene Ontology annotation, molecular function: ATP hydrolysis activity; ATP binding; ABC-type oligopeptide transporter activity. Gene Ontology annotation, biological process: oligopeptide export from mitochondrion. Gene Ontology annotation, cellular component: mitochondrial inner membrane. The record is from RefSeq and is a predicted model, not a curated record.
CUCGCGACGUAAAUACUGAAAGAUUCAGGAGCUCGACUCAAAUCAAAGCGGGCUUUCGUGAUCGGCGGACGCGUCCCGAUCUGGUACCCGCUGCCGGCUGUCACUCACAAACACAAGUUUGCCAACAUGGGAACUAAGAAGAAAAAGGAACAAAAAAAGGAGCCCGAGCAGACCUUGUCGUACUAUCAAAUAUUCCGCUAUGCAACAUGUACGGAACUGAUGGCGACUAUUCUGGGCAUCAUCUUCGGGCUGGCCAGCGGUGGAGGCGUCUGCUACAACUUGGUGCAGAUCGGAGAGCUGAGCACCGCCUUCGUAGAGAGGACCACCUACACAGAGAGGCUUACUAGUUACUUACCACUUACAGUAGCAUUUGGAGGAGGGAGGAGGCUGUUCAACGCUACAUAUGAGGAGAAUAUGCUGGCCCUGAUAGAAGACGCCAAGGCCAUGGCGAUCGGCUUGUUCCUCAGUAUCGGAGUAUCACUAAUCUUCUGCAUGCUCUCCGUCGGCCUGAUCAGUUGGAGCGCACUCCGUCAGAUAACGCGGAUACGGAUGAAGUUCUUGAAUGCAGUGCUGCGACAAGACAUGUCUUGGUUCGACACGGAUUCUGAAUUCAACUUGGCUUCAAAAAUGUCUGAGAAUCUAAUGUCUUUGAAGGAAGGUAUGGGUGACAAGUUGGCAGUGGUGUCGAACCUGGUGGGCACAGCUAUCAUCUGCCUGUGCACUGCCUUCCCAUUGGGAUGGGAGCUCACACUCGCCUGCGUGUCAGUCAUGCCCUUCUCUAUUGCUGUCUCUGUAAUUUUAACUAAUUAUCAAACUAAGUCAUCAAUAUUGGAAAUGGAAUCGUACAGUCAAGCCGGCAAACAAGCAGAGGAAGUAUUGAAAUCAGUGAGAACAAUAGUUGCCUUCAACGGGGAGAACAAAGAGGUCGACAGGUACACGAAACUUCUUCAACCUGCUGAGAAACAAGGUCGGAAGCGAGGCCUGUACACCGGCCUCGGUAACGGCUUUAAUUGGGUGCUCACUUACUCCUUGAAUGCUAUCGGCUUCACAUACGGAACCAGACUCGUAUUCAUGGACUGGGACAGUCCAGAAAGCGAACGGAAGUAUUUAGUUGGAGUUGUAUAUAGUAUAUUGUUCAGCGUGUACAUGGCUACACAGUCAGUCACAUUCUGUGUACCACACGCAGAAGUAUUCGCUGCUGCACGAGGAGCCGCUUCCAGCAUAUUCCAGUUGAUUGAUCGAGUGCCAUUAAUUGACAGCCUUCAAAAAGGUGGUUUAACUCCAAGGAGAGUAAUAGGAGAGAUAUCUCUAGAGGACGUACACUUUAGUUAUCCGUCACGACCAGAAGUUAAGGUCCUAAAUGGAUUUUCCAUUAAGAUCAAAGCUGGCGAGUGUGUGGCUCUUGUUGGGUCAUCCGGUUGCGGUAAAUCUACUAUACUGCAGCUAUUGCAGAGACUUUAUGAUCCACUCUCUGGAUCCGUGAAACUUGAUGGAAAAGAUGUCAAAAACCUGAAUUUGGGUUGGCUUCGAUCAUGCCUAGGAGUGGUAGGUCAAGAACCGGUAUUGUUUCGUGGCACAAUAUUUGAAAACAUUGCCAUAGGCUUCCCUGAAGCUACGAGGGAGGAAGUUCAGACUGUAGCUGAGAUGGCGUAUGCCCAUGACUUUAUCACCAACCUCCCCAAUGGCUAUGAUACGGUGAUAGGAGAGCGCGGUGCUUCCCUAUCGGGUGGUCAGAAGCAACGCAUCGCCAUAGCUCGGUCGCUGCUGCGGGAGCCGGCUGUGCUGCUACUGGAUGAGGCCACUUCCGCACUCGACCCUCACUCUGAACGACAGGUGCAGGCUGCACUUGAUCGUGCGAGUGUUGGGAGGACAACCAUUAUGGUAUCACAUAGAUUGUCAACAAUUACCAACGCGAACCGCAUCAUCUGCAUGGACCAGGGUGCGAUUGUGGAAGAAGGCACACAUGAAGAACUUAUGAAGACCAAAGGAUUUUACUACAAGUUAGUGACAACAGGCAACGAAACUAAGGAACCUGAAGAAAUUGAGACUGUGGCUGAAGAGGGAGACGGAGAAGAAAAUGGAGAACCCGUUCUAGCUCCUCGUGCAGACGUUAAGAGGAAGUCUAACAGACGUGUGCAUAGACAUCAUUCCAUCAAGAAAGAUUCCCAUGACUGGAUGACUCCUCGAGGUUCAAUAUGCUCGGUAGUGUCAACUGGCUUACAAAACUUCGUAUACAAUGCCGAUUAUGAGUCGGAUGAAGAAAAAGAUGAGGAAGAAGAAGUUAAACCUGUAAGCGAUUGGCAGAUCUUAAAGCUAAACGCACCAGAAUGGCCACUGAUCACUGUAGGAUCUAUAGCGGCGUUCAUUCAGGGUGCUUGCUUCCCCGUAUUCGCGUUGCUCUUCGGAUUUUCAAGCGGUAUCUUCGUCCUUGAUGACAGAAAGGAAAUCAUUUACCUAGCGGAUCUCUACUCGGGCAUGUUCAUCGUGGUGGCUGCAGUGGCUGGUGUGUCCAUGUGUUUGCAAAGCACUACAUUCACCACCGCCGGAUUGAAAAUGACAACGAGGUUACGGCAGCAAUACUUCUCAUCUUUACUUAAACAGGAAAUCGGUUUCUUCGACAAGGAAAGCAAUACGGUUGGUGCAAUGUGUGCUCGACUCAGUGGAGACACGGCAGAGGUGCAGGGUGCUACUGGGUUAAGAAUAGGUCUUAUUCUGCAAGGAAUAAGCUCUGUUCUCGUGGGUUUCUUGAUGGCAAUCUGUUACAACUGGAAACUUACUCUGGUUGGAACUGUAUUCCUACCUUUGAUGGUGGGCAGCAUAUGGCUGGAAGGUAUUGUUUCCCAACAAUCUCAAAUCAACGAAAGGGCCGCUAUGGAGGCAGCGACAGCCAUUGCCACAGAAGCAGUAGUCAGUAUCAAAACUGUCCAAAGUUUAGGCGUUGAGCUGGUAUUCCUGAAGAAGUUUGAAGAAGCGUUGAAUGUAGCUUGCUUGGCUGUCUCGAAGAAGACUCGCUGGAGGGGUCUGGUCUUAGGGUUGGGAGUGUACGUGCCGUUCUUGGCUUACUGCAGUGCCACAGUAUAUGGUGCUGUCUUGGUGGCCUAUGGAGAAAUCGAAUACAAAAUUGUGAUGCUGGUCAACGAAGCCAUCAUGUAUGGAGCGUACAUGUUGGGUCAGUCUCUCGUGUAUGUGCCGAGCUUCAACUCAGCGAAGACAUGUGGUGCUAGGAUCCUUGCUCUCAUCAAAAGAACACCGAGGGUUAAAACCGAGGACGGAAUAAGAGACAAGAAGGAUUGGGCUGCAACUGGGAACUUCAGCAUUCGUGAUGUAGAAUUUAGUUACCCAACUCGUCCUCACUUGAGGAUUCUGAAAGGCAUUGAUCUGAAGGUAGAUGCCGGCAAAACGGUGGCUUUAGUUGGGUCCUCCGGAUGUGGCAAGUCUACUGUCUUACAAUUAAUGCAGAGGUUUUAUGAUCCUGACUCCGGGAACAUUGAGCUGGAUAGUCGUGACAUAAGGUCGUCGCUCACAUUACCGCGGCUGCGUCGUCAGCUGGGUGUAGUGCAGCAGGAACCGAUACUCUUCGACCGCACGCUCGCUGAGAACAUCGCCUACGGGGACAAUAACAGGAAGGUCACCAUGCACGAGAUCGUGGCUGCAGCAAAGGCAGCCAACAUUCACAGCUUUAUAGUCUCGUUGCCUAAAGGUUAUGACACAAACCUAGGGUCCGGUGGAGCGCAGCUGUCUGGCGGUCAGAAGCAGCGAGUGUGCAUUGCACGCGCGCUCAUCCGUUCGCCGCGACUCUUGUUACUUGAUGAAGCUACUUCUGCGCUAGACGCGAAUAGUGAACGGGCUGUUUCGGAAGCUUUGGAGAAGGCAGCCAAGGGUCGUACUUGUAUCACCAUCGCGCAUCGGCUAUCCACCAUCAAGGAUGCUGACCUCAUCUGUGUGCUUGAUAAAGGAAAAAUCGUGGAACGAGGAUCACACGCGGAACUCUUCAACCAACGAGGCUACUACUGGAAAAUGUGUAAAGGACAAAACAUGGCUUAAUUCUUCCAAAAAAGAAGUUUGGACUGUCAACUCGCCUAAAAUACUUGCUACUCAGUAUUUUUAAUAAUACAUAAUGUAUACUAAAAUAUUUCCUUCUGACAAUUAGACAUAAGAAUAUUUUACCAAACCACGGACCCGGACUCUAGAAGAUGUCCGUUUUGCAGUAUUAACGAUGGGCAUUAGGCACAUAGGGAUAUAACAUUGUCUAUCUCUAUCACUUUAUACAUAGAAACUUAUUGCAUAGAUAUUUUAUAACGCUACUUAUUAAGUUUUCUUAUUGCUAAGAUAUCCAAAGAUAUUUUUAUACAAUCGAAUAUUACAAUAAUGCAAUAUGUUAAUUAUAUUAUAUACAUAGAAUAAAGCAGUAAGACAAGUUAAGGGAGAAAUGAAUUAUUUUGUAUAAUAAGACGUCUCAGCGGUUGUAACCUUAAGCUGUUGCUAACGACGCAGGAAUCUUGACCAAUCUACGUAAAUUAGAACUUAUAUUUAGUAUCAUCUAAAAUGUUUAUUGGCUAUAAUGUUUGGAAACUUGUGCUGGACACAACGCGUAUUGAGGGGUGAGUAGUAAAUAGGUCACUUGCUUAUAAUAAUGUCAAGUAUCAAUUCUAUAAGCUCGUUUGAACGUCUUGUGUGUAUGUGCGAAUAUCAAGAUUGAUGUAACUCAUUACAUUCCUGAUAUCAAGACAGAUGUGUGGACGAAGCCUUAAAAUAGAUUGUUACUUAAAACCAUUUAUAAUAAGUUUUGUAUUUACAUUUAGUUUUUAAGUUCAUCUUUUAUGUUGAAUAAUUAAAUCAGUUAUAAUAAUUGA